AAAGUUAGCGUUUAUUGCUGGAGGUUGUUAUUGACCUGCUGCUCUAACGUUAGCCGUUAACUCUAACCAAGCUGAGCCACUAAGUUAGCAACGGCGGGGGUGAUAAUGCAUUUCUCUAAUAAAAUGACAAAAAGCAAAUGUAUGGUUGCUACCGGGCUGUGCAGUGGUCCUGCAGCAAGUUGUCAGUGUAGCUAACGUAGCUAACAGGUAGCUAGUGUAACCCAACUGGCCUGGUCGGGUCUGCACGUAGCAACGUUACAUAUUAGUCGGUGCAAGGUGAAAUUAAACAGUCUCGUACUUUUCGUGACACAAAGUCAACCUGUCGUGAUGAACUCUGGCUUGUUAGGGCAUGUAGCGUUUACAAAGUGAAGAAGGAAAGCUGCGUUGAAGCUACUCUUAGGGACCACUAGCCGGGCUAAUGCUAGCUGCCCGGUCUCACAUCCAUGUCCCAUCAUAGAUAACAGCCCAGAAUCAGUGUCAGUCUACUUUGGCUGUGAAGUCAAUCACUCUAUGAGAAUAUGAAAGUAUUGCAGAGUGGUCAUGCGGGUCUAGGAGACCUGGCAGACAUGUAUAAGUUGGAUGACCCAGUUUGCAGAGACACUGCUUGUCAGUUUAUCAAAACACCGAGAGGACAGAGACCGUGAUGUGCGGUCGAGGUACAGGGAGCGUGACCGGGACAGGGAUCGAGACGGGGACAGGGUGAAGUACUCCGGGAUGCCCAACAACCCUACUGCAGGCAGUGGAGGCUUCUUUAAGCAAACCCCCUUACAGCAGCAGAUCAACCCCUUUACCAACCUGCCCCACACACCACGCUACUAUGAGAUCCUCAAGAAGCGACUGCAGUUACCUGUCUGGGAAUACAGAGAGUCCUUCACUGACAUCCUGAUGCGUAACCAGUCUUUUGUGCUGGUUGGAGAGACCGGCUCUGGAAAGACCACACAGAUUCCUCAGUGGUGUGUGGAAAUGGUACGGUCAAUGCCGGGACCGAAGAGAGCAGUGGCCUGCACCCAGCCCAGGAGAGUGGCCGCCAUGAGUGUCGCCCAGAGGGUGGCUGACGAGAUGGAUGUGAUGUUGGGCCAAGAGGUGGGCUACUCCAUCAGGUUCGAGGACUGCAGCUCUGCCAAGACUGUCCUCAAGUACAUGACAGAUGGAAUGUUGCUGCGGGAGGCUAUGAACGAUCCCCUGCUAGAGCGCUAUGGUGUCAUCAUCCUGGAUGAGGCCCACGAACGCACAUUAGCUACAGACAUCCUCAUGGGGGUCCUCAAGGAGGUGGUCCGCCAGCGGCCUGACCUCAAGGUCAUUGUCAUGAGUGCCACACUGGAUGCCGGUAAGUUCCAGGUGUACUUUGACAGCUGCCCGUUGCUGACCAUCCCAGGACGCACGCACCCCGUGGAGAUUUUCUACACGCCCGAACCAGAGCGUGACUACCUGGAGGCCGCUAUCCGCACCGUGAUCCAGAUCCACAUGUGCGAGGAGGAUGAAGGGGAUGUUCUGCUCUUUCUCACCGGACAAGAGGAAAUCGACGAAGCCUGCAAGCGAAUCAAGAGAGAGGUCGACGACCUGGGGCCCGAUGUCGGUGACAUCAAAAUCAUCCCACUGUACUCGACGCUGCCCCCACAGCAACAGCAGAGGAUCUUCGAGCCACCCCCACCCAAUAAACCAAGCGGUGCCAUCGGAAGGAAGGUCGUUGUGUCAACAAACAUCGCAGAGACGUCCCUGACCAUUGACGGCGUGGUGUUUGUAAUUGAUCCCGGAUUUGCCAAGCAAAAGGUGUAUAACCCACGUAUCAGAGUGGAAUCACUUUUGGUGACGGCAAUCAGCAAAGCCUCAGCCCAGCAGAGGGCAGGUCGUGCUGGACGGACACGCCCAGGGAAAUGUUUCCGCCUUUACACUGAGAAAGCUUACAAGACAGAAAUGCAGGACAACACGUAUCCAGAGAUCCUGAGGUCUAAUCUGGGCUCAGUGGUGCUGCAGCUGAAGAAACUGGGUAUUGACGACCUGGUGCACUUUGACUUCAUGGACCCACCAGCCCCAGAGACCCUGAUGCGAGCCCUGGAGUUGCUGAACUACCUGGCAGCGCUCAAUGACGACGGUGACCUGACGGAGCUGGGCUCCAUGAUGGCAGAGUUCCCCCUGGACCCCCAGCUGGCCAAGAUGGUCAUCGCCAGCUGUGAAUUCAACUGUUCGAACGAGGUCCUCUCCAUCACUGCCAUGUUGUCAGUCCCACAGUGCUUCGUCCGGCCCACGGAGGCUAAGAAGGUGGCUGAUGAGUCCAAGAUGCGCUUUUCCCACAUCGACGGAGACCACCUGACGCUGCUCAACGUCUACCACGCCUUCAAACAAAACCACGAGUCCACUCAGUGGUGCUACGACAACUUCGUCAACUACCGCUCGCUGAUGUCAGCAGACAACGUAAGGCAGCAGUUGUCCAGGAUCAUGGACCGUUUCAACCUGCCGCGGCGAAGCACUGAGUUCACCAGCAGAGACUACUACAUCAACAUCCGCCGAGUGCUGGUCACUGGCUUCUUCAUGCAGGUCGCUCACCUGGAGCGCACAGGCCAUUACUUGACGGUGAAGGACAACCAAGUCGUACAGCUGCACCCCUCCACUGUGCUGGACCACAAGCCUGAGUGGGUGCUCUACAAUGAGUUCGUGCUCACCACCAAGAAUUACAUCCGCACGUGCACCGACAUCAAACCAGAGUGGCUGGUGAAAAUUGCCCCGCAGUACUACGAGAUGAGUAACUUCCCCCAGUGUGAAGCAAAGAGACAGUUGGAGCGUAUCAUUGCAAAACUCUCAUCCAAGGAAUACACUCAGUACUAAGAAGGUUUGCAUGUGCUGCAACAGCAUCCUCAGUAUUUGUACAAAGUUAAUUUUGAACUUAUUGAGCGUUUUUUUUUUUUUUUUUUCCACCAGAAACCUCAUUUUGAAUUCUGUUUUUGUCUCACUGUGUCUAAUGUAUUUUCAUAAUGAUUGAUGUUACCUUUGAGGGCCUUGUUUUUUUUUUUUCCAGCCAAGAAGGUUAAGCACUACGAAAAAUGUACUGUAAAUGACCAGGAAUUAGUCAUGAACCAUUUCUAUCUAGGUUGCAUU
Messenger RNA from Thunnus maccoyii (southern bluefin tuna), 3093 nucleotides. RefSeq names its product DEAH (Asp-Glu-Ala-His) box helicase 15 (gene dhx15). Gene Ontology annotation, cellular component: intracellular anatomical structure; spliceosomal complex. Lineage: Eukaryota; Metazoa; Chordata; Actinopteri; Scombriformes; Scombridae. Gene Ontology annotation, molecular function: RNA helicase activity; ATP binding; ATP hydrolysis activity. Bases 580 to 2823 code for a protein of 747 amino acids. The record is from RefSeq and is a predicted model, not a curated record. The transcript is spliced from 14 exons.